Sebastes umbrosus (honeycomb rockfish) is the source of this 1183-nucleotide messenger RNA. RefSeq names its product microfibril-associated glycoprotein 4-like. The record is from RefSeq and is a predicted model, not a curated record. Gene Ontology annotation, biological process: elastic fiber assembly. Bases 183 to 968 code for a protein of 261 amino acids. The transcript is spliced from 7 exons. NCBI's taxonomy places the organism in Eukaryota, Metazoa, Chordata, Actinopteri, Perciformes, Sebastidae.
AAUGGUCCGACUGGUGUGACAUCACAGUGUCUCCUGCAGAUACAUAUAUAAGUAGUGAAGUUGUGAGAGUGUGACAGACUGAAGGAGAAGCAGCAGAUUGUUUCCUCUGAAGCCACAAAGACUCUUCACUUCGACCUGCAGAGCAUCAGACAGAUCCACAUCAUUUCAGCAGAAAUCUGACAAUGAAGCUGACUUUGUCCACUAGAAGCCAAACUGUUAAUUCAAACCUGACAACGUCUCUUCUGUUCCAGGUGGUAUCAGUCGUCCUCGUCGUCCUCCUGGCUCCACUGGUGACCAGCAGCUACAAGCUCGUCCUCCCUCUGGACUGCAGCGAAAUCUAUAAUCAUGACCACAGCCGACCGAGCGGAGUGUACACCAUCUAUCCCAUCGGAUCCACGUCUGCUGUCCAGGUGUACUGUGACAUGGUUUCAGAAGGAGGAAAGUGGACGGUGUUCCAGAGGAGGAUGGACGGCUCGGUGAACUUCUACAGGCCCUGGGACCACUACAAGAUGGGCUUUGGUAGCGCUGCUGGAGAGUACUGGCUGGGUCUUGAGAAUCUCUUCCAGCUGACUCAGAGGAAAAGGUACGAGCUGCUGGUCGACAUGGAGGACUUCAUUGGGAAGAAAGUGUUCGCUCGUUACUCCUCGUUCACCAUCGACUCAGAGUCCUACGGAUACAAACUGCAUGUGUCUGGAUUCACUAAUGGAGGAGCAGGAGACGCCCUGAAUCAUCAUAACGGGCGGAAGUUCUCCACCUUCGACAAAGACCAGGACUCCCAUAGUAAGAACUGUGCCAGACUGUACUUGGGGGCGUUCUGGUACGGUGUGUGUCACAACACAAACCCCAACGGGGUAUAUCGUUGGGGGGCUGACAGCACUCUCUUUGCUGUUGGAGUGGAAUGGAAGCCUUGGAAGGGUUAUGACUACUCCCUGAAGACCAUCAGCAUGAAGAUCCGUCCGGUGCAUUAGUUCUCAGGACCAACCUACAGCAGAAUAUCAUCAGUUGAUUUCUUGUGAUUUCUUUCUCUUUCUCUCACUAAUCAUGUAAUCUCACAACGGGCCGGUGGAAAAUGGAAAGCAGGGCCCAUAAUCUUUAACUGGAAACAGAUAUAUAGAGUCUGUGUCACUUCAAAAAUCUAAAUAAAGAAACUAAGCAUUAAAAAAAGUGUGUGUGUGAGAAGCUU